This is a messenger RNA of Aureobasidium uvarum, 1593 nucleotides long. The record is from the annotation of a GenBank genome assembly. NCBI's taxonomy places the organism in Eukaryota, Fungi, Ascomycota, Dothideomycetes, Dothideales, Saccotheciaceae.
AUGGCUGCCGCCCCUGUAGCGCCAGCUUCAGCUGCGACCAACGUGGUCGACGANAAAGCUGCUCUCCCUUUCGAGGUCGAGAUUCGCAAUCCUGAUGGUCGUCCACCAUGCUUCNNCAAAUCGACUACGCAAGAAGUGUUGUUUGUCUUGACGGCAACCAUGGCCAUAGCGAUGGGUGCUUUUCUGAGCGGAGCUGUUUCCGUCAUCUCUGCUUCUGUAGGAGCGGACCUGGGUAUGACUACGGCUGAGAUCACCUGGAUGAGCUCGGCAAACACGUUGGCUGGUGGUGCCUUCUUGCUGCUUUUUGGCAGGCUCGCCGACUGUUUUGGACGAAAGUCGAUGUUUGUUGGCUCGCUCUUCUUCUUCGCUGUUUUUGCACUUGCCGCAGGCUUCUCGAAUACACCAAUCGCAAUUGAUGUGCUCAACGGAAUGAUGGGCCUGAUGACAGCAGCUUCUGUACCUCCGGCCCAAGGACUUCUGGGCACUAUAUACGAGAAACCAUCGCGACGAAAGAAUGCAGCGUUCGCUUGCUUCUCUGCUGGUAACCCACUGGGUUUUGUGUUUGGAACCAUUUUCUCUGGAAUCGCCAGCGAUCUGUUUAACUGGCGAGCCAGCUUCUUCCUAUUGGCAAUAAUCUACGUCGUUUUCUCAUUACUGGCUGUGUUCACGGUCCCCAAGGAUACCGCACCGAAGGAACCCUUCAACUGGGAGACCUUCCAAAAACUCGACCCUGUUGGAGUUAUCCUGACUAUUGCUGGAGUAGGCAUGUUCUGUGCUGCUCUCUCUUCAGGCGAUACAGCACCCCAAGGCUGGAAAACGAGCUACAUCAUCGCCAUGUUGAUUGUCGGCGCCUUGUUGAUCGUCGCAUUCGUGUUUUGGGAAAACUACUACCCUCACCCAUUAGUUCCCAUGUCCAUCUGGCUCGACAAGAACUUCUCCCUCCUCAUGGCUGUCUUGCUACUCGGCAUGAUGGCCUUUUCCGUCGCUGAGUUUUUCCUCGCUCUGUAUAUGCAGGAAGUGUGGAAGUGGUCACCUUUGACUACAGCAGUGCAUCUCCUUCCCAUGGCCAUCAUGGGCAUCAUCGUCAACGUUGUCGCCGCUCUCGUCAUGCACAAAAUUAGCAACAAAGCUCUCAUGCUUAUCGGUUGCUCUGGUUAUCUUCUGGCGUUCACUCUCAUCUCUGUCAACACUAUACAUUCCUCCUACUGGGCUUUCUGUUUCCCAUCCUUCUUGCUUGCAGUCGUGGGCGCUGAUCUGGAGUUCAACGUUGCGAACUUGUAUGUCGCGAGCUCUAUGCCUGUACAUCAACAAUCCAUCGCCGGAUCUAUUGUCCAGACAAUCACCAAGCUGUGUCAGUCUGUGGGUUUUGGCAUCGGGACUGCGGUGUUCAAUGCUGUGGGUAGAAGUGCAAAGACUGGAGGUUAUUGGGAUGUGGCUACUAAACCUUAUUCUGCGGUGUUCUGGUUCGCGUCUGCGGCGAGCGGAGUGUCUAUUAUCUUUGCUAUGUUCUUGACUAUUGGGACACAGGGAGGCACGGAAAAGGAAGUCGAGGACGAUGGAGGGGAUGCAAGGAGUGGUGAAGUAGCGAGGUAG